Messenger RNA from Mustela erminea (ermine), 1248 nucleotides. RefSeq names its product Pim-2 proto-oncogene, serine/threonine kinase (gene PIM2). The transcript has 6 exons. Gene Ontology annotation, biological process: protein autophosphorylation; negative regulation of apoptotic process; regulation of mitotic cell cycle. Gene Ontology annotation, cellular component: cytoplasm. The coding region runs from base 202 to 1137 and encodes 311 amino acids. NCBI's taxonomy places the organism in Eukaryota, Metazoa, Chordata, Mammalia, Carnivora, Mustelidae. Gene Ontology annotation, molecular function: protein serine/threonine kinase activity; ATP binding. The record is from RefSeq and is a predicted model, not a curated record.
GAGGCGCGUGCCCCGGCUCAGUAGCGUUGGGGCUGGCGUGCGCGUCGAAUCUUAACGUUGCGCUGUUUUGCGGGCGCUUUUGGGCCAUCAGCUUCUUUGCCUUCCACCCUGGCGCCCCCAAGUCCUGGCUCCCCAGCCUCGCUACCCCGGGCAUCCACGCCCUGCGGGCUCAGCGGGCUCAAUCUGCGCAGCACCACCUCCAUGUUGACUAAGCCUCUGCAAGGGCUCCCCGUGGCCCCCGUGACCCCCACGUCGCCGCCAGGAGGCAAGGAUCGCGAAGCGUUCGAGGCCGAGUACCGACUCGGCCCCCUCCUUGGUAAGGGGGGCUUUGGUACCGUCUUCGCAGGACAUCGCGUCACAGACCGACUCCAGGUGGCCAUCAAAGUGAUCCCCCGGAAUCGCGUGCUGGGCUGGUCCCCCUUGUCAGACUCAGCCACAUGCCCACUGGAAGUGGCAUUGCUAUGGAAGGUGGGUGCAGGCGGUGGGCACCCUGGCGUGAUCCGCCUGCUUGACUGGUUUGAGACACCAGAAGGCUUCAUGCUUGUCCUCGAACGGCCGUUGCCUGCCCAGGAUCUCUUUGACUACAUCACAGAGCAGGGCCCAUUAGGUGAGGGCCGAAGCCGCUGCCUGUUUGCCCAGGUAGUGGCAGCUGUUCGCCACUGCCACGCCCGUGGAGUUGUCCAUCGUGACAUCAAGGAUGAGAACAUCCUGAUGGAUCUCCGCCGGGGCUGUGCCAAACUCAUUGAUUUUGGCUCCGGUGCCCUGCUUCACGAUGAACCCUAUACUGAUUUUGAUGGGACAAGGGUGUACAGCCCCCCAGAGUGGAUCUCUCGUCACCAGUAUCACGCACUCCCAGCCACUGUCUGGUCACUGGGUAUCCUCCUCUAUGACAUGGUGUGUGGGGACAUUCCCUUCGAGAGGGACCAGGAGAUUCUGGAGGCUGAGCUCCACUUCCCUGCCCAUGUGUCCCCAGACUGCUGUGCCCUGAUCCGCCGGUGCCUGGCCCCCAAACCCUCUGCCCGACCCUCACUGGAAGAGAUACUGCUGGACCCCUGGAUGCAGACUCCAGCUGAGGAUGCACCCCUCAAUGCCCCCAAGGCGGGGCCCACCCCUUUGGCCUGGUCCCUGCUGCCCUAGUCCUAGCCAGGCCCCCGCUAGUUGGAAUAGCCGUCCCAUGGCAUGCCACAGGGAUAGAUGGACAUCUGUUGACCUGGUUAUACAGGUCAUUAAAAAUCCAGUGUUGUUAGG